AUGCAAACGACAAAACCUCGUCAAUCAAAAGAAAUUCAACCGAUCUUUGAUUUAUUGGAUGAUGAACAACCAUUUACACGUCAAACACAAGUUAUUUUAGGAUCGUUUGGUCUUUUAUUUCUUCUUUGCAAAUUACUUAUUGUGCCUCUUGUUCAAAUUGUACACAUAAGUUACCAUGAAUUUCGCGCGAAGAAUCAAAUUUGUAUUACAAAAAAAUGGUAA
Molecule: messenger RNA, 222 nt
Organism: Adineta ricciae
Lineage: Eukaryota; Metazoa; Rotifera; Eurotatoria; Adinetida; Adinetidae
Source: the annotation of a GenBank genome assembly